AUAGUCGCAUUCAACAUAGUUGGCUCCAAUUGAGCGUUCAUUGUGCCGCCGACAGCCCGGUCAACUUCUGUGUGCACAUUACCCCCGACCAGCGAAAGCCAACGAUAUGCUGCUCCAAAGCCUGCAGCGCCGCACGGCACUGGGUUUGAGUUCUAGCAGCUCUGCCAGCAACAGUAGGCCGCUGCCUUGCUGUCGCCUUCCACGCGCUGCGAGCUCCGCCGGUGCGACGUCUUUAUCCCCCCGCCGGUCUCGCUCGCCGCGGUCACGCAGCCCGCUUCAGGAGGACGGGGUUGAGCAGUGGGAGCUGGAUGAGGAAUCUGCGGGCAGGGAGUUUGUGAGCUUUCCCACCAACCGCGGAAACGUCGCGCCCACCCGCGCCACGCGCGCCACCCCCCGGCGCUACGUCGGUGCCACCCCCGCCACCGGCCGCGCCACCUCCCCCACCUCUGCCAGCGACCCCUCCACGUCCAGUACCAACAUGCCGCGUGCAGCUAGCGCAGCGCCGCCUCAACAACGCAGCGUGACGCGUGUCCGGCACGCGGCUGGCCCCCACGCGGAGCCCCGGGCCCGGUCCCCCGUCAGCACCACUUCACUCUCAGACUCGGUCCUGCUUCGCUACGAGCGUGACGGGUUCGUCGUCACGCGCAACCUGCUUGCUCCAGAGUCAGUUCUACAGCUGCGCAACGAGUGCGAGGGUGAGGUGAACAUGCGCCGGUUGGACAGCCUUCGCCACCGCGUGCGCGUGCUGUGCCCGAGCGUGGAGGCCAACGAAAUCACGACAGAGGCGGAGGCGCGCGCGGCACUGCAGAAGAACGCGUCAGACCCCCUGGGGUUCCUGCAGUUCUUCAACCUGCACCGCAGCAACGAGACCGUGGCGCGGGUAGCGCUGGGCCAGGAGCUGGCGGCGGUGGCGGCGCAACUGCUGGGCGUGCGCCGCGUGCGUGUAUACCAGGACUCGCUGUUCCUCAAGGAGCCCGGCUUUGCGGAGACCAAUUGGCACAGCGACCUGCGCAUGGCUCCGUUCGAUACCAACCAGCUCGUGACGGCGUGGAUUCCGCUGCGGCCGGUGCGGGGCGCGCGCAGCGCCAAUGGCUCCAAGUCGCCGCCGGACAGCGGCCUCAUGUUCGCCGCGGGCUCGCAUCGCGACUUCGCGCUGCCGUUCUGGCACGACAUGGACGGCCGUGACCUGUCGGACCGCGGGUACGUGAUGAAGGACUGCGGCCCCAUGGAGAUGGGCGACGUGUCCUGGCACCACGGCUGGGUGCUGCACUGCGCUGCGCCGCAGCCGCUGGGCACCCCGCCGCGCCUGGCGCUCAGCGUGGCUUUCUUCGCGGACGGUGCCCGCGUCCUGCCGCGCCGCUCCGACCCCUCGGUGCGCGCCGACCUGCUGCAUGAUGAGGACUUGGAGAGCUACGCCGCCUGGCUUCCGCAGCUGGUGGCAGCCAAGGACGGUGCGGUGGCGCGUCACCGCCUGCUGCCGGUGGUGUGGCCACAGGAGGCCAGCGAGGCCGGCGGCUUCCCGCUGCGCUCGUAGGGGCGCCCCAAGGGGCGGUGUAGGGCAUGCUAGAUGGUAACAGUGGCCCUUGGUUUACAAUUUUGCGGUCUUAUUUCGUGAGACAACGCGCGCCAGCGCACGCAGCCAGCACUGCUUGCGGUGUAAAUGGCGCCGGAGAGAGAGGCGCUUGUACCAUUUUGUCAGAUUGGAACACUUGCGGAGCACACAGUGGUUGAUUUGAUUGGGCGCAUGACGUUACCUGCUUUGACGGACUACGCAUCGCGUUGCCGCGCUGCAUUGCGAGUGCUUUAGGAACACGGGACCGCGGCACGCGAGAGCUGACUAAGCCCAAUGCCCGUUAUCCGAGGACUGUGUAGAGGGUGCACUUAAGCACCGACAGAUACUAAGAACAUGACUACUUGAGGGAGGCCUCCGCGGUUCAGGUCAGAUACAACAUUACUGGUGGCUUAUGUCGCGAAUUUGCCUGGAUGGGGUGACCUAAGUCCAUUGAUGCGUACUGUAGAUAAUUGAGUGCGGAAUCGUGUGCCGACAACAAUAGACAACAGGUAGCUGAUAGCGUCUGUCUACUGGCGAGGGUGGGCUGUAGCUGAUAGACAAGUAGGGUGUGAACACAUCUACCUGUGUGCGCGUGACUUGUGCAAUUCAGGACUUAUUAUGUAUGUUGCAUGGCGAUAGCGCAACUCCGAGGCCAUUUAUGCCAUACUAAGCAAACAAGCACGUUGCCUUGUAGCUCUGCGGCGCAUCCGACCAACGACGUUUAAUCGUGCUCUUUUAAAAUCA
Messenger RNA from Chlamydomonas reinhardtii, 2296 nucleotides. RefSeq lists its product as uncharacterized. NCBI's taxonomy places the organism in Eukaryota, Viridiplantae, Chlorophyta, Chlorophyceae, Chlamydomonadales, Chlamydomonadaceae. The transcript has 7 exons. Bases 107 to 1534 code for a protein of 475 amino acids. The record is from RefSeq and is a predicted model, not a curated record.